AUGUCGCCGUCGCAGACUAUGGACGCGACCGCCGCGGGCCUGCCCGAGUCGCGCGUCCUCAUCAUCGGCACCGGAGGCACGAUAUGCAUGCAAGAAGGGCCAGACGGGCUCGCCCCCAGCGAGGACUUUCUGGAGACGGCCAUGGCGCCUCGGCCGAGCUUUAACGACAUGUCAGGGCUGGAUGUCAAGCUCCAAGCCUACCAGGACGGCCAACUCACCUCCCUGGCGUCCCUCCGCACGCCGCCCACGGCCUACCACCGACACAUCCGCUACUCGGUGCUGGAAUUCACCCCCCUCCUCGACAGCUCGUCCAUCUCGGCGGCCGACUGGGCCAGCAUGGCGGCGUGCGUCAAGGAAAACUACCACCUCUUCGACGGCUUCGUCAUCCUCCACGGCACCGACUCGCUCGCGUACACGGCGUCGGCGCUCUCCUUCAUGAUGAGCAACCUGGGCAAGCCCGUCAUCCUCACGGGGUCGCAGGCGCCCAUCUUUGCGCUGCAGUCCGACGCCGUCGACAACCUGCUCGGGUCGCUCAUCCUCGCGGGCACCUUUGUCAUCCCCGAGGUCGGCCUCUUCUUCCACCACAAGCUGUACCGCGGCAACCGCACGACCAAGGUGUCCUCGGCGGCGUUCGAGGCCUUCGCCUCGCCCAACUGCGACCCCCUGGCCAAGGUCAACGGGCUCGGCGUCACCGUCAACUGGCCGCUGGUGCUGCGGCCGACGAGCAUCGCCGAGUUCCAGAUCCAGCGGCACCUCGACACGGCGCACGUGGCCUGCGUCCGCGUCUUCCCCGGCAUCAAGCCCGAGAUGGUGGACGCGGUGCUGCGGCUCCCCGGGCUGCGCGGCCUCAUCCUCGAGACGUUUGGCAUGGGCAACGUGCCCGGCGGCGGCGGCGGGCGCCUCACCCAGGUCCUCGAGGCCGCCGUGCGCCGGGGCGUCGUCGUCGUCAACGUCUCGCAGUGCGUGUCGGGCUUCGUGUCGCCCGUCUACGCGCCCGGCACGCAGCUCGGCCGCGUCGGCGUCAUCUUCGGCCUCGACCUCACCGCCGAGGCCGCCCUCGCCAAGCUCUCCUACCUGCUCGCCCUGCCCGGCCUCGCCCCCGCCGACAUCCCCGACCGCUUCGCCCGCUCGCUGCGCGGCGAGAUGACCGAGAUUGCCCACCCGACCUUCUCCCACCCCUCGGCGCCCCUCGAGGCCAGCGCCGCCGCCCGCCUCACCCCCGCCGAGUCCGCCUUUGCCGCCCUCGGCUACGCCAUCCGGGGCGACGAGCUGCCCGUCGUCAAGCAGCUGCUCGAGGGCGACGGCGGCCGCCUCCUCCACACCGCCGACUACGCCGGCAACACGCCCUGCCACCUCGCCGCCGUCAACGGCAGCACCGACAUCAUGCUCGAGCUGCUCCACCGCGGCGCCAGCGUCCACGAGAGGAACCGCGCCGGCAACUCGCCCCUGUUCCUGGCCACCCUGUCCGGCAACGAGGCCUGCGCCGAGCUUCUGAGGUCCGCCGGUGCCCAUUUGAGCAUGGACGAGAUUGAGAGGGGGUCCUUGGCCAAGCAUUGUCCAUAG
This is a messenger RNA of Metarhizium brunneum ARSEF 3297, 1563 nucleotides long. RefSeq names its product lysophospholipase (gene Aspg). NCBI's taxonomy places the organism in Eukaryota, Fungi, Ascomycota, Sordariomycetes, Hypocreales, Clavicipitaceae. Gene Ontology annotation, molecular function: protein binding; asparaginase activity. The record is from RefSeq and is a predicted model, not a curated record.